UCAAAUCCCAAUGCAAUUUGGCGGGUUAUAUUUCACAAAUUAUGUUCACUCAAUUUGCUGGCUAACUUUAUGUAACUUAAUCUGCCAUACUCAACUCAUGAGUCAAUAUGAAUAUUAAAUAUAGUCGAAUUUCACAGGCAAAGCACAUGAUAAUUGUGGCUCCCACUUUCUCAUCCUUUAGGUUUAUCUAACUGCUUAAAUAUGGCAGCCAGUUCGAACACAAGUGACACAAAUCUGCAAGCUGCCCGACUUAUCCAGGAGGCUGUUCAGCUGUUACUGAAUAACCAAACACCCAGACACUCAAACCCUGCUGACACUGCAGCAACUACUACUGAACAUAAUACAUGUGAGGGCCAAAUAAGGUCUAUUUCCUCUCAUCUGGCAGUGAGAACAAAUGAAUCUCAUCAAUUUCGAAAUUCCAUUAAUUUCCCUCAGCCAUCAACCUCCAGAACAGAUUUUGUGCUGGCUAAUCUUUCAAGACUUUUCCAGCCUUAUCGACAGCCAGCAGCAAGGCGGUCUACUCAGUCCCGCAGAGUGUAUGAAACACCCUGGUCCCAUAAUUUUUUUUGUCUAGCUGACCCUAAGGCUGAAAUGGCACCUUUAACAGAAGAGCGUAGUGUGUUGCAAAGUGUUGGGCUGGGAAAACAGAAAAUCACUUUCCCCAAUAAUAACAGCUCUUCAUACACCGAAUUUUGUGAACAACUGUUCAGUGCUUAUCCUUUGCUGAGACAGGCUGGAGGGUUUAAAAUAAUGAGAUGUGGAAGGAGCCGGGCACAGAUACCAGUGCCAAAUUCUGGCUACAGCGUGAAAUUUCUUCGAAAUGAGAGUAGUCUCAACAAAGCUUUGGCUUAUAUUGUUCCACUGCAGCAAGCUAUUUAUAUAGAACCAGAAGAGCCUGAAGUAAAGGAGGAGGUAGCUGUUGAGAUGUGCAGGUUGUGCCUUAAACAUGUAGCUGUUCACAAACUGGAAGAACAUGUCAACAAUUGUUCAAGGAGUUGCAGCACAGUAGUGGACCUCACUGAAGAUAAAGAUGCAAGUAAAGACUCAUCUGCUUCAUUGUCAGAAACUGAAGAAUAUGACCUGGAGACAUUUGCAGAAGACAAUGACACAUGUCCUCAGACAACAUCACCACAAACUGGACAAGAUCAGACAACACAUGCGGCAGGACUAAAUACAGGGUGUUUGUAUACACCACUGGGAGACGUAUUGCUGGAUAGCGAUUCAGAGGAAGAUUUAGAGAUGCUAUCAUCUCCUACUCAACCUUACAGUCCAGCUCAUGAUGAGGAUGACCCCGCUAAGGUUUUAAGUAACUUCAGAAAUGAAAACAUUAAUCAUGAAACUACAUUAACUGUGGUGGUUAGAAGAAAGCGUGUACUGCAAAGUGCCAUCACUCCCCUUGGCAAAACAUGCUUUGCAUGGCACAGACGACCACAGGUUGAAUUUGUGGGUGAGCUUGCUGAAGACCAUGGUGGUCCCACAAGGGAGUUUUUCAGGCUUUUGAUGAAGGAGGUCCAAUCAUCCUUGGGAGUUUUUGAGGGACAGGAAGGAAACCUCUUUUUUACGUAUGAUCAGUCAUCUCUAGAUCAGGGCAGGUACUAUACAGCAGGGAAACUGACUGCCUGGUCUCUGAUACAUGGAGGACCAGACCUUAAAGCACUCGACCCAGAUUUGUAUUUGCUAAUGUGCGGUCAGGAUGCAGAUGUAGAGAACUUCCAGUGUGAGGUGUUGCCAGACAGGGAGGUGCAGGAAAAUGUCCUUAAGAUUAAGCAGUGCAACACAGAAGAAGAUUUUGUUAAGCUUAAAGAAGAUCUUGGGGCAUGGAUUGCUGAAUGUGGAGUGCCGCAGAUAUACAGCACAAACAUUUUUCACAGAUCUUCUAACAUGAUCAACCAGUUUAAACAAGGGGUUAACUCUUGUGGUAAACUGUGGGAGACAGUGGAAAGGCACUGGAAUUCCUUCAGGAAUAUCUUCACCCACAAAGAGGGGCUACUGAAAAGGACAUCAUUCAGAUCAUUAUUUAAAGUUGUCUGGAGUGAGAUGGGUUCCAACAGGCGGGAAGCAGAGGAGGACACAAUGUUCUCUUGGGAAUGUCUUCUCAGUUCAAUUGAAGAAAAACAAGUGCAGCUGUCCUUUGAAGACCUGCUUGCGUUUGUGACCGGAGCAGAUGCGGUGCCACCGCUUGGAUUCCCACAGCAGCCUGAAAUUCAGUUCUACGACCAAGAGAGUGCAUCUAAACGUUUUCCCUAUGCCUCUACCUGUUCAACAGUGCUGUAUCUACCAAGAGGUACUUCUUCUGAGAAUGAGCUUCUUGAGAUCCUAAUAGAGGCAGUUCAUGGAUCAGCUGGUUUUGGGGAAAUAUAACAAACCUGUGUAAAAUUCCAUAUGUAAUGCAUUGCUAAAUUUAUCUGCUCAUUUUCAAUAAAUUUUGAUUAAUCUUGGAAGCAUUUGCUAUUUGGUGUAUU
Megalobrama amblycephala (Wuchang bream) is the source of this 2462-nucleotide messenger RNA. RefSeq lists its product as uncharacterized. NCBI's taxonomy places the organism in Eukaryota, Metazoa, Chordata, Actinopteri, Cypriniformes, Xenocyprididae. Gene Ontology annotation, cellular component: nucleus. The record is from RefSeq and is a predicted model, not a curated record. The transcript has 12 exons. Gene Ontology annotation, molecular function: ubiquitin-protein transferase activity. Bases 202 to 2361 code for a protein of 719 amino acids.